This is a messenger RNA of Mya arenaria, 14550 nucleotides long. RefSeq names its product spectrin beta chain, non-erythrocytic 2-like. Gene Ontology annotation, molecular function: actin filament binding; phospholipid binding. Gene Ontology annotation, biological process: actin cytoskeleton organization. Lineage: Eukaryota; Metazoa; Mollusca; Bivalvia; Myida; Myidae. The transcript has 75 exons. Gene Ontology annotation, cellular component: plasma membrane; cell projection; cortical actin cytoskeleton. The coding region runs from base 188 to 12505 and encodes 4105 amino acids. The record is from RefSeq and is a predicted model, not a curated record.
UACGACUAGCGGCCAUUUUACAAAGUAUUGGAAGUUUUAGAGCCGUGUUACACUGGAUUUAUUGUGUAUUUAUAUGGACAUACGUCGGUUUAGGAAUUAAUAUACAUACUUUGGUCCUUCAUUGGGCUGCUGAAGCUGGCAUUUGUAUUUUUGUCCCAAUGCCAGUGUAGGGGAGAGAAACGUGACAAUGUCGACUCGGGACGUUCAGAAUUUCGAGUCUGGCAGGAUUAAUGCCCUGCGAGAUGAACGAGUCUACAUACAAAAGAAAACUUUUACAAAAUGGGCGAAUGCUUUCUUGGAAAAGGCACGUCUGGAGAUCCACGACCUGUUCAAGGACCUGGCGGACGGCAAGAUUCUCAUGAAGCUGUUGGAGAUUAUCUCCGGGGAGAACCUGGGCAAGCCUAACAAGGGAAUCCUCCGUGUACAGAAGGCGGAGAACAUCAACAGAUGCCUCACUUUCCUCAGGACUAAGGUGUAUUUUGAGAACAUUGGAGCUGAGGACAUCAUGGACGGAAACUCACGUCUCAUUCUGGGCCUCAUCUGGACCAUCAUUCUGCGCUUCCAGAUCCAGGAGAUCGAGAUUGAAGUGGAUGAGGAUGAUGAAAGCAGUGAGAAAAGGUCGGCUAAGGAUGCCUUGUUACUCUGGUGCCAGAGGAAAACUGCCGGAUAUCCGGGCGUUCACAUCACCAACUUUACAAAGAGCUGGAGGGAUGGACUGGGCUUCAACGCCCUCAUACAUGCACACAGACCGGACUUGAUCAAAUAUGAGCAGCUGGUGCCGACAGAACACAUUGGCAAUCUCAACAAUGCCUUUGAUGUCGCUCGAAAUGAUUUGGGGAUUGCCAAGAUCCUUGAUGCUGAAGAUGUUGACAUAGAGCGUCCAGAUGAGAAGAGUAUCAUCACAUAUGUGGCCUCGUACUACCAUUACUUUGCCAAGAUGAAGAGUGAAAUGACUGGUGGGAAAAGAAUUGCAAAGAUUGUUGGCUCCAUGCUGGAGCUGGAGCGUAUGGUUGACGACUACGAGUCUCUGACCUCAACCCUGCUGGAGUGGAUCAAGGCCAAGGUCAUUCGACUUAACAACAGACAGUUCCCUAACUCCCUUGUCGGCAUACAGGAGGAACUCAUCAACUUCAAGGAGUACAGAACUGUGGAAAAACCUCCCAAGUUACAUGAUAAGGGAAACAUAGAAGCCACUUUCUUCAAUAUCCAGGCACGAUUGAAAGCUAAUGGCCAGAAGACGUACCAGCCCUCAGAGGGCUUCCUAAUCCAUGACAUUGAGAGCGCAUGGGGUCGUCUAGAGAAGGCAGAACACGGGCGGGAGACGGCACUGCGAGAUGAGCUGAUACGACAAGAAAGGCUAGAACAGCUCGCUCAGAGAUUUCGGAGAAAGGCUGAGAUUCGUGAGUCGUGGUUGAUGGACAUGAGCCAGAUUCUUGAGGAGAAGAUGGUGUGUAACAGUGCCGCUCAGGCGGAGGCUGCGAUCAAGAAACACGAAGCCAUCAGCGCUGAAAUACUUGCUAGGAAAGACAGAUACAAGGCCCUGAACACACUGGCAGUAGAGCUUGUACAGGGGAAUUAUCACGAGAAGGAAGCCGUACAGAAAAAGGAUGACUACAUCCGUCAGAAGUGGGAAGAGUUGCUGGCCCGGCUAGAGCAAAGAAAGGCUACACUGGCGGGGUUUAACAACCUCAUGUCCAUGUUUAGAGAGAUUGAGACCAUACAUGAUGAACUCAAGGAGGUCGAGAACAAAGUGUCUGUAGAUGCGGAGGGCAAGCACCUGCAGGCUGUGGAGGACUUCCUGCACCAGCACCUGCUCCAGGAAGCGCAGCUCCACACGCUUGCCAAGCGUGUCCGCCAGCUGAACCGGCGAUCCAAGCAGUACAGUGACCCAAACCAACAAGAGAUGAAGAUGCUUGAGAAACGACUGGACGACCUCAAUGCUGAACUUGAGAGAGUGAAAAACAUGAGCAGUCAACGCAAACGUAAGCUUGAAGAAGCAAAGCGUUACUACCAGUUCCAGCAGGACGCUGAGGAAGAGGAGAGAUGGGCCGCUGAGAAAAUUGCCUUUGUUAAACAGACGGACAUCGGGAAAGACCUCAAUGCUGCAUGUGUGUUACUGAAGAGGCAUGAGCAAGUUGAGGCGGAGAUGUCAGGUCGGUUCCCAGUGUGUGAGAGCGUGUGUGGGGUGGGGCAGGACCUUGUGAACCAGAACCACCCUGACCGAGCAGGAAUCGGAUCUCGUAUCCGGGCCCUUAUGGACUGCUGGAAGCAGCUACAGGACCUUGCCAAGACUCGCAGGAUCAAGCUAGAGGAUGCCAUAGAGGCCCACCAGUACUACACUGAUGCAAAUGAAGCUGAGUCUUGGAUGAAAGAGAAGAUGCCGCUGGUCACGUCCGAUGACUAUGGUAAAGACGAGGCAAGUGCACAAGCCUUGCUGAACAGACACAACAGACUGGAGGGCGAGAUCAAGGCUUUUGGCAGUGAGAUUAAAAGGCUUGAUGAGCUAACUCAACUCAUGACCAAGGCUGCCACGGAGCAUAAUAUUAACCUGGAGAAGUUUCAACAGCCAACGGAGAAUGGGGAUGUGUCAGAUGAGGAUGAUUAUGACGAGACUGUGGUGGAGCGACCAGAGGAGGUUGAGGUUGAGGAAGUGCGGGAAGUCGAGGUGAUGCAGGAGGUCGUAGAGACACGAAAGAUACCACAGGUCCAUGCCAUGUACAAUUACCGUGGCCAGGGAAUAAACAUAGACAAGGGAGAGGUAAUGCUUCUGGUCCAGAAGACAAACAAUGACUGGUGGCAGAUCCGGAAAUCAAACGGCACGGAGGGCUUUGUUCCGGCUAACUAUGUGAAAGACCACGAGCCCAAGGUUGUCCAGAAGAUCGUGAAGAAGCCUGUGAAGAUUCCAGAGAAGGUGAAGGUGAUGAAAACUGUGAUGAAGAAGGAGGUGGUCAAGUCAAAGCCCCAGCGCUCAACCAGCGCCCUGCGAAGGGCUCCUUCAGUGCGUUCAAAGAGUAACCUUCACUUUGACAAGGACAAUGUGGAAUCCCGCCAGAGGUCCCUCACUGUCACCUUCAACAAGCUCGUCAAACUUGCUCAGGCCAGACACAUCAGCCUGGAGGAGGCUGCAAAGCUGUUCAAGUUUUACCGUGAAUGUGACGAGUUUGAGACCUGGAUGAUGGAGAAGGAGCUGAUCCUCACCAGCAAAGAGACCCUAUCUGACAACAUGGAUGCGGUGAGGAAGAAGUUUGAGCAACUGUUGACAAACAUAGCAGCAAACAGCGGGCGUGUUGUGGAGGUCAACAAACUGGCGGAUGACAUUCUCAAGCGAGGAACCAGUCAGAAAGAUCAGGUCCGCAAACGCAAGAAAGAGAUCAAUGACAGAUGGGAGAGGCUAAAUAAGAUGAAGAUGGAGAAGGAGAAGAACCUCCAGGGAGCCUCCAGUAUUGAGCUGUUCCAACAGACAUGUGAUGAACUUGUUGAGUGGAUCAAGGAGAAGGACAAUGUAUUGUCUGCUACCGACGACCUUGGCAAGGAUCUCAAGGCCAAUCAGGCUCUCCAGCGUAAACAUGCUAACUUGGAGAGAGAGCUGGUUCCUGUAGAAGAGAAGAUGAAGAGAAUGGACUAUCUUGCUGGAUCUGUGAAGUCAAGUUACCCUGAGGAAUCUGGCUAUGUGGACAAGCGGAAGACAGAGCUGGACAAGAUGUGGAAGGACCUCAUGGACAAGGCUGCAGACAGAAAGAAGAAGCUACAGGACCAGGCUGAGAGACUCCAGUUUGAAGACCAGGCUAAGGAGCUGCUUGGCUGGUCGGCUGGUACGAAGGCGAAGCUGAAAAACGCAGAGCUGCCUCGGGAUGUACAGACAGCGGAAAUACUGCUCAACGAACACAAGGACUUGGCUGAUGACAUCGAGGCUCACAGGCCAAAGUUUGAAAAGACACAGGUCCUGGGUAAUGCUGUCCUGGAGCAAACACCUAAUGCUCAGGAUGUGAAGGAUAAGAUGAAGAGGCUAGGAGAUGAUGGUCGACUUAUUGAUGAUCUGUACAAGAAACGACUCAAAGACCUGCAAGAUGCAUAUGAUUUGGCAGUGUUCAAUAAGGAAGCUGACAACAUUGACUCUGUGACAGGAAAUCACGAGAAAUUCCUGGCGUUGAAUGACCUUGGGUCUGAUGUUGGUGGUGUUGAAGCCCUGUACAAGCGCCACGAGGACUUGGAGAGCACCUUGCAGGCUCAGGAUGAGAAACUCAAGGGCCUCAAUGAUCUCGCUGACAAACUCAUCGCGGACGGUCACCCAGAUAAGGACAAUAUUGAUGCACGUCGUAACGAGGUGUUGGCAAGGAGACAGAAGAUUAAGGACCUGGCGGCAGAGCGACACAACGCCCUGCUGGGAUCACAGGUCUUCCAGGAGUUCAAGCGAGAUGCUGCAGAGUUGUCCCAGUGGAUGAAGGAGAAAUACAAGACGGCGACAGACGAGUCAUACCGCGAUCUUGCAAACCUCAAGGAAAAGCUAAAGAAACACGAGGCCUUCGAACUCGAACUCAAGGCCAACAACUUACGGCUCAACAACCUGAACAAGCAAGGGGAAGCCCUGAUAGCCGAGGAGCACCCUGCAGAGCCAGAGAUCAAGAAGACUCUCCGGGAUGUUAACACACAGUGGAAAGACUUGUAUGAGAAGUCAAUGGACAAGGGGAAUAAGCUUCGCCAGGCUUCCCAGCAACACACACUCAACAAGGCUCUGACAGAUGCACAGGAUAAGCUGGAUGAGAUGGAGAAGUCUGUGGCCAACCCGGACGUGGGGUCUGACCUUCGUGGCGUAAAGGACCUUAUGAAGAAGCACCAUGGGCUGGAGAAUGACCUCCUGACCUUGGACGACCAGAUCAACACCAUUGUGUCCCAGGGGCAGGCCAUGGCAGAUGCUGGCCACUUUGACAGAGCUGGAAUCCUCAAGGCUGUUGACCAGUUCAAUAAAAGGUUUGAGAGGUUGAAGCCCCAGGUAGCGGACCGGAAGACUCGACUGGUAGAUUCCCUGCACUUCCACCAGCUGAGGUUCGAUGUGGAUGAAGAGCUGCAGUGGAUCAAGGAACGCCUGCCUGCGGCCUCGGCCACAGACUUCGGGAAGUCUCUCACAGACGCCCAAAACCUUCAGAAAAAACAACAGAAGCUAGACCUGGAGAUCCAGGGCCACCAGCCAAUCAUCGACAAGGUUCAAGGUCGCGGGGACAAGUUGAUGGAGGAGCGUCAUGUGAACGCCAAGCAGAUCAAGGACAAACUGCAGGAGCUCCAGGUCUCCUGGGAUGACCUUCUCAAUAAGGCCAAGGUCAGGAAGAAGAACCUUGACCUCUCCGUGCAGAUACAGAGGUACCUGUCAGAGGUAAAUGAGAUAGAAAACUGGAUAAAUGACAAGAUGGCGCUGGCUUCGUCCACCGACUAUGGCAAGGAUGAAAAUGCCGCGGACAAACUUCUUGCGAAGAACAAGGUGUUGGAGACGGACAUACAGACAUACCAGGGCAUUGUUAAUGGGGUGGACCGUGAAUGUAAACGACUCUUCAAAACUGGCUGUCAGGACCCUGGAUCUCUGAAAAAAGCUCAGGACAAUUUACAAGAACACUUGAACAAACUAAAGAGAUUAGCAGCAGAGCGAACAAAUAACCUUGAACAGUCUAAGUGGAUGCAUGCCUACUUGCGGGAGUCGGGCGACUUUGAGGACUGGAUAAAUGAGCAGAUGCAGACAGCACAGUCAGAGGAGUAUGGACAAGAUCAUGAGCACCUGCUCAUCCUCCGGAACAAGUUUGAUGAUUUCAAGCGACAGGUGGACUCUAACCAGGAGCGGUUCAGCCGUUGUGAGCGGAUGUCUAAGUGGCUGCUGGAGGAUCGGGGGCCGUAUGCGAGCCAGGUGCUAGAGAGACAGGACCAGCUCGGACAAGCCUGGAACCAGCUGUGUGAAGCCAUAGAGGCCCGCGAUCAGAAACUGUUCGGGGCUGGUGAGAUUCAUAGAUUCAACAGGGACGUCGAGGAUGCCCUCACAAGAAUACAGGAAAAAUACCAGAGUAUCCCAGAUGACCUGGGCAGGGACAUCAGUGACACACAGACCUACCUCAAGAAACAUGAGGGAUUUGAGAAUGAGCUUAUUGCCCUAGAAGCUCAGAUCCAGGUGUUGAGCGAUGAUUCUACUCGUCUCCAGGAGACGUACCCCGGUGAGAACGCUGAGCAGAUUGAGCACUUGCAGGCCACUGUGGACGAGAACUGGGGCAUCCUCAAUGAGCGCGCCCAUCAGAGAAAGGGUGAGCUCCAGGCGGCUGAGGACCUCCACAGAUUUAAUUCUGAUGUGCGAGACCUUUUGAGCUGGGCUAAUGAGAUUGAGCGCGAGAUGACCUCAGAGAAACCUGUACGAGAUGUAAACAGCGUUGACAGGCUACGAGCCAGGCAUGAGGAACUCCGUGCUGAAAUUGAGACCCGCCAGGACACCUUCAACACUGUUAUCAGAACUGGCAAGAACAUGGUCGAGAAUGAUCACUAUGCCAAGGAGGAGAUUUCGGAAAAGGUAUCUAAUGUGGAGGAGGUUCAAGAUCGCCUGAACAAGACCUGGGAGGACCGGCGGGAAGUCCACGAUCAGCUGUAUGACUUCCACAUCUUCCUGCGUGAUGCUCAACAACUCGACAAUACAUUUUCUUCACAGGAGGCAUACUUGGGAAGUACAGAUUUUGGGUCGACGGAGGACCAGGUGGAAGCCCUGAUCAGGAAACACGAGGCCUUUGAUAAUGUGCUCGCCGUACAGGAGGAGAAGCUGGAAGCAGUGAAGGAGCAUGGCCAACAGCUGAUGGCGGCCAAACAUUUUGAGGCCCCAAAAGUUGAACAGACCCUUAACAAUGUGGUAACAAGACACGAUCAGGUGAAAGACCAGAGUGGCCAGAGAAAGCAGAACCUGGCUGACUCCCUGCUUUACGCUCAGUUCAACAGAGAUGUUGUUGAGGCUGAGGGCUGGAUCGAUGACAAGCUCAAGGUCGCAUGCGAGGACAACUUCAAGGAGGUGUCCGACUUGCAGGGCAAGAUGAAGAAACUACAGAAGCACCAGGCAUUCGAGGCCGAGAUUGUGGCCAACACUGACCGCAUUGACAAGAUCAAACAGCUUGGUGAGAACCUCGUACAGAAGCGUCACAUGGCAUCAGAUGACAUCCGCCAGGUGGUCAAGCGGCUCAUGGGCAAGUGGAAAGAGCUGCUCCAGGCCUCCGAGGACCGUGGUAAGGGCCUUGGCGAGGUCAAGGACAUUCUAGAGUUUAACGAACAAGUGGACAAGGUCCAGGACUGGAUCAGAGAAAAGGAGGCGUUGAUCCAUGCAGGAGAUCUGGGUCGGGACUAUGAACACUGUAUCGAGUUGCAGAAGAAGGCCAACGAUCACGAGUCCGCUGGUAUCACAGUGGAUGAGAAGCGUAUCGCAGCCAUCAACGCCCUUGCUGUCAAACUCAUCAAGCAGGGACGGACAGACACCAGCGCUGUCGAGGAGAAAAGAGACAGCAUGAACAAGAAGUGGCGAGACUUGCAGGGAGCUCUUGACACGUACAAACAAAACCUGGCAGCUGCACUAGAGGUACACUCAUUCAACCGUGAUGUUGAUGACAUUGAUGACCGCAUCAAUGAGAAGUCUGUUCUGCUUUCGUCAGACGAGUUAGGGAAAGACCUAGAGGCUGUAGAGGCCCUACAGAGACAACAGGAAGCCAUCGAAAGAGACAUGACUGCCCUCCAGAACCAGCUAGAGAAAAUUGAGUCCCUGUCAAGCAAGCUAUGUAAGAAGUACCCGGAGCGAGCAGGUGACAUCAUGGUUAAGCAGAACGAGGCUCAGGAUAACUGGGAGAGACUGGAGGAGCUCGGCGAUGCUCGGAAAACACGCCUCGCUGCAUCGUACCAGCUCCAGAAGUUCCUCUCAGAUGCACGUGAACUGAUCUCCUGGUCAGAUGACAUGGUUGCCCGGAUAAUGUCAGGAGAGCUUGGUAAAGAUGUGGCAGAGGCGGAAACACAACUCCAGUUACAUGCUGAACGGAAGGCUGAAAUCGAUGGCCGGACCUCACACUUUGCCACGGUUAGAGACCAUGGAGAAAAACUUGUCAAGGAAGAUCACUAUGCCAAGGAAGAGAUAGAGAACAUGCAAAAACAACUGGAGGGGUCGCGGAAGAACCUUGGCUCAACCUGGGAAAAACGGCAGCACCUGCUCAACCAAUGCCUGGACCUGCGUACGUUCCAGGAUAAGGCAGACCUUGCUGAGGCUUGGCUUGCCAGCAAGGAAGCUUUCCUCACCAAUGAAGACCUUGGGGACUCCCUGUAUAGUGUUGAGGCCCUGCUAAAGAACCAUGAGAGGUUUGAACGGCUGAUGGAACAGCAGGUGGAGCCUGUGGAUGACAUCAAGGCCCGUGCAGCGAACCUGGAGUCCCAGCAGCACUACGCCCAUGAUGAAAUUGCUGCCCGCAGACAGGCUGUGGAGGACAGACACACCGCCCUCCUACAGUCAUCAGAGGCCCGGCGGAACAAACUUGGAGACUCUAACAACUAUCAGCUCUUCCUCAGGAACAUUUAUGAGGUGUCAAGUUGGAUCACAGAAAAGCUACAGAUUGCCCUGGAUGAAUCAUAUCGAGACCCAACAAACCUGCAGGCCAAGAUCCAGAAGCACCAGGCAUUUGAGGCUGAGGUGAUGGCCAAUAGGAACCGUGUAGACGCUGUCAUCACUGAAGGCCAGGAACUCGCUGAUAGUGACCACUACCAGUUGGAGGACAUUAAGCGUCGCAUGGAGGAUUUGGAGACCAACUGGGAUGCCCUGCUGGCAGCAAGUGAGACAAAGCGGGACAAAUUAAAGGACGCGUAUGAGGCCCUGCAGUUUAACCGUAUCGUAGAUGACCUGCUGACCUGGAUGGAUGAGGUUGAGAAUCAGCUUGAGUCUGAGGACCAUGGCAAGGACCUUGCAUCUGUCAAGAAUCUACUAAAGAAACAUCAGCUGUUAGAGGUUGAUAUUCAGACACACCAGGAGAAGGUGAGUGACGUCGAGGAGGCUGCUGCUGCCUUCAAGGAGGCCAAGCACUUCAUGAACAAGGACCUACAGGCACGUGCCAAGGAGGUGGCUGACCGCUACGUCUCCCUCCACGAGCCUGCUAACAUCCGCAAAGACAACCUGAUGGAGGCUCUCUCCAUGUAUCAGUUCUACCGUGAUGUCGAGGAUGAGCUUGCAUGGAUUCAAGACCGGAAACCUGUUGCUGAGUCCACAGACCUCGGCACCUCCCUUGUCAGUGUACAAAGCCUCAUGAAGAAGCAUCAAGCCCUUGAGGCGGAAAUAGUUGCUCAUGAACCUCUCAUUGAUCGAGUGGCUGGUGCCGCUAAGGCAAUGAUUAAAAGCAAACAUUUUGCAUCUGGUGACAUUGAAAAGAGACUGGAUGAGUUAAAAUCAGAACUGCAACAGCUGAAAGAAGCAUCGUCUGUGCGUAGGAUUAAGUUGCAGGAUGCUCUAGAAUCUCAGAAGUUUUACACGGAGAUUGCUGAAGCAGAGGUGUGGAUGAAGGAGAAAGAGCCAGCACUGACGUCACCAGACCUCGGGAAAGAUGAGGACAGCGUUCAGGUCCUCCAGAAACGCCUUGAUGCCCUUGAACGUGACAUUGACAAUUUCCAGAACAACAUCACAGAACUAGCCACAUUGAGCAAAACACUCAUAGGCAAGGGACACUUUGACUCAGAGAAUAUCAAGACACAACAGGCCAACAUAGAGGGCAAGUAUGGUGAGCUGCAGGAGAUGACGGUCAAAAGACGUCGCCUGCUCAUAGAGAGUAUUCACAUGUACGAGUUUUAUCGGGAGGUGGAGGAGGUAUCGGCCUGGAUUACAGACAUGGGAGUGAUUGCAGCGUCAGAGGACUAUGGACAGGACCUGGAACAUGUUGAGAUUCUGCAGCAAAAGUUUGAUGACUUCAAGCAUGAGCUGAUGUCCAGUGAGGACCGUGUGACAAGUUUGUACACCAAGGCAACGGAGAUGGUGGAGAGCGGCCAUUUUGAGGCUGACCAGAUUAAACAGCGGCAUGGGGAGCUCGAGCAGAUGUGGAACGAACUUCUGGAGGUUACGAAUGCCAGACAGGAGGCCCUACAAGCAGCCAAGAUUGUUCACAUCUAUGGUCGUGAUGCCGAUGACACACUGGAGUGGAUCCAGGAGAAGGAGGGCGUGGUCUCCCGGGAGGACUACGGACAUGACCUGGAGAGUGCACAGACCCUUGUCUCCAAACAUGAAGUCAUGGAGCGUGACCUAGCAGCCAUCAGUGAGCAGGUGGAGACAAUAACAAAGGAAGCAGAGCGUCUGAUUGGUCAGUUCCCAGAUGCCCAGGAGCACAUUGCCGCCAAACAUGAAGAGAUGGUGCAGUCCUGGAAUACCCUUGUAGAGAAGGCUUCACUCCGCAAAGAGAAACUCAACCAGGCUGAACAACUCCAGCUAUAUUUCAAUGCAUAUAGAGAGCUCACUGCCUGGAUCAGUGAGAUGAUGGCUGUGAUCACAGCACUAGAGUAUCCCCGUGACCUGCAGGCAGCAGAGGCCAGCUCAGCCCGCUGGAAGGAACACAAAGCGGAGGUGGACAGUCGCAAGGACGCCAUUGCUGCAUUCCUACAGACGGGACAGGCCAUGAUCAAUGACAAACACUUCCUGAGUGAUGAGAUCCAGAGCAAGGUAGCAGACUUGAAGGCCAACUGGCACCUGCUCCUGGCUACCCUGGAACAGACACGCAUCCUCUGUGAACAGAAUCUAGAGGCCCAGCAACUGAAGAACGAGAUGGAGCAGCUGGAGGGCUGGAUGUCGGUGCGUGAUGCACAGGUCACUGACCGUAACUAUGGUGACACCAUCACCAUGGUAGAGGAGUUACUAAGACGACAGAACGACUUUGAGAAGACUGUAGAGGCACAGACAGACAAGUUUAGUGCUAUCACCAGGGCAACACAGCUGGAGAAGGCGGUGUUGAACAAGCGGGCGGCCCAGGUGGAGGCAGAUGCGGCACGCCGCGAGAAGGACCGCUUUGAGGACAUGCGACGCAAGGAACAGAACCGUAUCAUGGAGUCGGCCACCCCGCCUGAGCGUCGUCGGGAGAAGGAGAUGUUAAAGGCACAGGAGAUUCUUGCCCGCCGGCAGAAGUCAUGUGAAGGUUCUGACAGCGAAGAAGAGGCAAGAGAUGAGAGGCGUCCAGUCGGUCGCUCAAGCAGCACAAAGGAAGAAAAGGCUGGGGGAAAAGCAGUACGCCGGGCAUUUAGCUUCAAAACCCGGGGUGACACAGAGCUGCAGCCGGUUCCCGUCCUCCAGAAGGCUAAGGAAUUUCGACAGGCGGAGGGUGUUGUCACCCCACCCCCCAUGUCUGAUGAGCCAGUCCCUGACCUGCCCUCGGCCCCUCCCCCGGAAAUUGCGAAGGAAGCUCACCUCUCAAAGAAAGAAGCAAUAUCUCCACCAGUUAGCCCUAGGCAGAAACAUUUAGAACAUGUAAAAGGUGAUGAUAAGAAAAAGAGAACUCCCAGUUUCAAUUUACGUAGAAGAACUCGUAGUUUUAAAGACAAGCAUAGAUUACCCGACAACCUUCCCCCGCCGGAGAUGGAGGGGAACCUGGACAGAAAGCAGGAGCUGCAGAGUGGCAGGAAGAAGGCAACCAUACGAUCCUGGAAAAACUACUAUGCCGUCUUGUUUGGCCAGCUUCUCUGCUUCUUCAAGGAUAAGGAAGGUUACCUGGAGAAGUUUGCAGCAGCCCCGCCUGUGAACAUCCACCAGGCUCACUGUGAGGUUGCUGCUGACUACACAAAAAAGAAGAACGUUCUCCGACUGCAUCUCCAUGACGGUGCAGAGUUCCUGCUCGAGGCCCCGAGCAGUAAUGAGAUGAAUGAGUGGCUCGCCAACAUCAACAAGUUUGCCGUGGAGUCAGCCAUGUUUCCUGACAUAGAGUAUUCCCAUAAUGAGGAGGAGGAGGAGAGAGACAUGCCCCCUCAGGUUGAUAGUCAGUUACACCCAGAGACAGAGCGUUCUCCCUCCCCCCCAGGCCGGGGCCGCAGUAUCUCCCCCACGGUGGGAAUGCGGGUAGAGCCAAUCCCUGAGAAUGCGCCUGCCACUCAGACACCCCAAAGGUGGUCAGCCCCACCCCCAGCCUCCACCCCAGGGAGGUCAGCGACCCUACCACCCACAGCCUCACCCCGGGGUCAGGAGCAGGUUACCCGUACAGAUAGCCUAAAGGACAGGCAUGUUAAAAAUGGAGAGCCAGGCAGCCCGCAGGAGAAUGAUAUGGUGAAUUACUCUGCUGAGCCCAAGAAGCGUCAACAUGGGUCCCCGAGGAGUCAGCAGCCCCGCCCUCUAUCAGAGCCAGUCCCGCCCCCAGGGUCGGGCCAAGACGAGCAUGAGGACAAGGACAAAAAGAAGAAGGGCGUGUUCAGCUUCCUGAAGAAAAAGAAAGAUAAAGAUCAUCAUGAUGGGGAUCAUCAUGACAAACACAGGGACUCAACCAAGAAACACAAGAAAGAAAAAUAGCAGAGCUACUUACAUAACCAUUAAUUAAAGAAUUACUUGUUGGAGGUCAUUAGGAGUUACCUUAUUAACCGUUACUAUAAAGGACCGAAUAUGGGCAACCACCAGUUUUCAUUCCAAAGAGUGGUGGCAAUGAGCACAAUUAUCUCUAACAUAUGUCCUAUUGUUGAUGAUGAAUGUUAUAAAGAAUUAUGGCAAAUUAAUUUUGGCAACAUAUAUGAAAGUAGGGCUGUGUGUGAAAACAGGAUUCAAAGAUAUUUGGACAAACCACAUUUGUUGAUUCAAAGAUAUUGGACUAUCCACAUCUGUUGAUUCAAAGAUAUUGGACUGCCCACAUUUGUUGAUUCAAAGAUAUUGGACUAUCCUCAUUUGUUGAUUCAAAGAUAUUGGACUAUCCACAUCAGUUGAUUCAAAGAUAAUGGACUAUCCACAUUUGUUGAUUCAAAGAUAUUGGACUAUCCACAUCUGUUGAUUCAAAGAUAUUGGACCAUCCAUAUUUAUUUUGAGGUAUGGUACUGUUAAGAAUACAGCAUGAAUAGAAUGAAGUUGCUUUUAUGGGGAAUUGACAGGUUUCCAUAUUAUAUUACCAGUACAUAAUCAGUUAUGACUAACCUUCCUAAAUUAUUAUAUGUUGAAAUAGAUUUUAUAAUUUAUUUAUAUAUAGUUAAUAGUUUAAUAUUGAUAGUCUAUAUUUUGCACCCAUGACACAACUACAAUGCUAGUUUUUUUUCAGACAGUAACAGUUACUUAUGUAAUUCAGAUCCUUUCAUAGAAUAACUUGCAAGACUAUAUUUUCUGCAGAAAAAUCUAAAAAACUUACUGAAAUUUUAGUCUUAUGUGUGGUUGGCUUGUAUAUACAAAUCACAUUUUGUUUGCACAAAUGAUUUUGUACAUACUAGUAUAAUGUGUAGUUAUCUAUAAGAGAGAAACUAGGUUUUUUUAUUACCAUAAUUUUAUAAUAAAGUGAAGUGUGUUCAAAAAUAGAAAAUAAAGUUAGAUAGCUCAUAGUACUAGAGAUUGUUUCAAUAUGACGAUUUGUGCCAAGUAUUCAGUACAUAUUUGUGUAGAGUUGUAUAAUGUUUAGUAUUUAUUCAUUACAAAUUGAAUGUCCCCUUGUCCCUACGCAGUACGCUUAUUGGCAUACAUCACAUGAGACAGUUACAAGUAUUGUGUUGUUAUUUGUGUAUUAUAGCUAUAUCAGUGUGUUAUAGACAAGGCACCAUAUAUACCUGUGGUUUGUGUGUUUGUUAGAAUCCGUACUAAUGGUCCAUGUAAGGGAUUGUGUUUAUUUUACAUUUGUUGAUGUUAUUGACUGGUUUAUGUUAUUGACUGGUUUACGUUAGUGACUGGUUGAUGUUAUUGACUGGUCGGUGUUAUUGACUGGUUGAUGUUAUUUACUGGUCGGUGUUAUUGACUGGUUGAUGUUUUUGACUGGUUUGUACCUCCUAUAUCUUUACAAAUAUAUGCAAGCUUUUCCAUAUCACAGCUGCUUUCCUAGUGCUUGUGGGUUUAAUACAGAACAAAAUGUAUACAUUGAAGUGCUUUCGUUUUUGUAAACAAAUGUUUCGAAACUGUUAUUAAGAACUGUUCAAUAUAUGUUUUGCUUAGCUUAUUAGGGUAAAUGAAAUUAAAUAUGGAGGCUUUGUAGUUUAUGUUAUGCAUUAUUUAGUAUGUCUUGUACAGGACACAAAAUGACACAAAUCCAGAACAAAAGGCAGUCUUAAUCAAGAGUUAAUUGUAGCUGUGUAAUUUAUAACCCUCUCCAUAUUGAUUUCAUAGAUGUUGUUUCCAACUCAAUACUAAAUUGUUUUCAAACAUUCCGGACAAAACCAAAUUGUCUUUCAAAUUCUUUAAAUGAUAAGGUUAGCAUUCAAAAAUCAUGUGGUCCAUAUUUUUAUACAGUGUGUUUAAUUUCAGAGCUAUUUUGGCAUUUUACAUAUUAUAUACAUUCAUGAACAGUUUCAUUCCUAUGCAUCGUUUGAUGAUCACAUACUUAUGUUGUUGUCUUUAUAAUGAAUAUAUCGUAUGCAAUAAACAUAUUUUUUAUA